GUCGAAUCUCUUUACCGUUAAAUUCAAAUUUUCCAUCAACAACCCUUUAAGCCAUUGCUCAGCUAAACAGUUCCCAUCUCUGUAAAACAACAACGAAAACUGAGCUAGAAGAGAGAAGGAGGGAUGUCCUUACCAGCUACAAGGAAGUCCAAAUGGCAUUUAGCCCCGCCACCGCCACCCACUCCUAGAAUACUCAACUUACCCAGACGGUUUCGCCGGAGAAGAACCUGCAGAACCGCCGCCGCCGCCUCAUCCUCUUCUUAUGGAGGGAGACCGGUCAUUGUAUCCGGAAGGGACCCGGAUGUAAAGCUCGAACCUUUGUUAGACAGAGAGCGGAAAUUUGCUGAAAAUUCCAUCCCCGUCGUGGCCGAGGAGAGAGAGAUUAAUGGAGGAGGUGGGUUUGUGGAGGAGAAAUGGAAGUUUCAGGCGGAGAUUCUUAGAGCGGAGUGUAAUUUUUUGAGGAUGGAGAGGGAAAUUGCAUUGAAGAAACUGGAAAGGAAUCGAACCCAGAUGGAAAUUACAUUAAGAUCGGCGGUUGAGAGUCUGGUUUCGGGAAGAAAAAAGAUCUAUGAAGGAAAGAGUAGCUUAAAUGAAGUAUUAGAAGAAGAGAUUGAAUAUCUUGAAGAGAUGCUUGGGCAGCUGCUGCAGACUGGUUCUUAUGCCGCUGCCAAUGAUCUCAAGGUCAAGAAAUGCAUUAACUUUGACAAGAAGGCUGUGCUUCUACGGCGGAGGCUGGAGAGUCUAGGCGGCUGCUUAUUACCAGAUGAGAAACGGUCGGCCGUCAAGGAAAAUGAAUCAGCAUCAGCAUCAGCAUCAGCAGCCUCUGAUGAAAAGUCAAUUAGGAGUGUUUCGGAGGAGGAAGAGAAGAAGAAGAUGAGUUGCUCUUCUGGGCGAUGCAAGUCUAUAGUGAAGAGAAUCGUGGAGCAAGUACGAGCGGAGACAGAUCAAUGGUCGCAGAUGCAGGAGAUGGUUGGAAGGGUGAGAGAUGAGAUGGAAGAGCUUCAACUGUGUCGUGAAUUCUGGGAAGAUCGUGCCCUUGAUUCUGAAUUCGAAACCCGAUCAUUAAGAAACAUGGUGGAAGAAUGGAGGCAAAAAGCUAUGAGCUUUGAGGAGAAAGCAAGAGAUCUUGAAACAGAGGCGUCAUUACUGAGAGAGAAGCUGAAGAAUAAGGAGGAAGAGAAUCACCGGCCGCGGGUUAGCGGCAAGAGAUCAGUGGUUGUGGCUCCUAGAUUGGCGUUUCGCGAUAUUGGGAAUUCUUUAUCACUAAAGGAGGUGAAUCAGAUCAAGAGUAGUAGCAGAUCUGGCCGGGAUGAUACUUCCUUUGGAUUUUCAUCAUAAUUGAUUGCCCAACACCACCAACAGACAAGACUCAUGAAUUCUAAUAGUCUUGUAGUUUUUUUGAA
Impatiens glandulifera is the source of this 1403-nucleotide messenger RNA. RefSeq lists its product as uncharacterized. Lineage: Eukaryota; Viridiplantae; Streptophyta; Magnoliopsida; Ericales; Balsaminaceae. The coding region runs from base 124 to 1338 and encodes 404 amino acids. The transcript is spliced from 3 exons. The record is from RefSeq and is a predicted model, not a curated record.